CACAGGUCAAACAAAAACACACAGCAGGGACUGAAGAAGAAACGAAAGUGAAAGUGUAGCUUGAGUUGACAGGUGGACAAAUAAUCAAGGGAACACAAGAAAGAAGAGCACAGCGAUGCCUAUCACGUUCAGUGGAUGGGAGGCCUACUGCGAAAACUUUAAGCAGCUGCAACCAGGCCAGGCCCCCAAAAAAAGCCAUGGCUACACCAUGUUCCACGGGACACACAAGAACAACGCCCAAGCAAUAAUAACUUCAGGAUUCAAGCCUUCAACCGGGGGAACACUGGGUCCUGGCGUCUACUGCAGCAGGGAUAUUAACAAAGCCAUGUGUUACCCACUAUGUGGUUCUAAUGACAGAGUAGUGUUCAAACUGCAGGUGAGAGUGGGCAAGGUAAAGAAGAUUGAUAACCAGUGCAUGCAUCUGCAGACCACAUGGCAUCAACAUGGAUAUGACACAGCCUGGCUGCCCGCCUCUGUGCUUGGCCUUGAGGAAGACUGUGUAUGGGACCCAAAACGUCUCACAGUUGUAGGUAUAGCACACUGUGAGGACGCUGGCAUGAAGAAUUCUUUGGAGAGUCUCAUAAAGCAGCAAGAACCAGGACAAGAGGCAAGUGAGUCAACAGGGAAACUUUGCAAGAGCUGUGGAAUGCAAACACAGGACACACACACUGUGAAGAAGUGCUGGAUCUGUAACGCAGCCAUAUGUGCCUUCAUGAGUAAACAUGUAUGCUCGAAGAAGUGAUUACUCACCCACUUUCUCCUCUUUGAUUCACUAAUGACUUUUUCCUUAGCCAACAAUAUACUGUGAUAAUUUGUAUCUAUAUCACUAGACAAUAACUUGCAUGUAAUUCGUAAUUCCAAGUGCUGAGUCUUGGUUUCUCCCAAAGUGACUGCUUCGUUCUAGAUCUAAAUCUUUAAAAAAAAAAAAACAUUUCUUGUCAAUGUCACUCUUCGUUUACUCACUGUUUUCUGUAAAACUGCUUUGAGAUUAUUUGUAUUGUAAAAUGUGGCAUUAAAAAA
This is a messenger RNA of Neoarius graeffei (lesser salmon catfish), 1020 nucleotides long. RefSeq lists its product as uncharacterized. Gene Ontology annotation, molecular function: NAD+ poly-ADP-ribosyltransferase activity. The coding region runs from base 116 to 742 and encodes 208 amino acids. The record is from RefSeq and is a predicted model, not a curated record. The transcript is spliced from 2 exons. Lineage: Eukaryota; Metazoa; Chordata; Actinopteri; Siluriformes; Ariidae. Gene Ontology annotation, cellular component: cytoplasm.